AUGUCCACCACUGAUAUGCCCAGCCGAUCGACUUACUGUUCACAACCCAUCAAUGGUGCCACGCCAACGACCAUAGCAAAUCCGGUCGACAAAGUGUUCCAAGAUAACUUCCUCAAUGACGUGUUCUGGGCCCUGUCAUCACAAGGACCUGCGUUUGCCAUCGACGAGGCCAACGUCCACUUUGUUGAGGGUCCAGUUGACUUUUUCGAUCAACUUAUCAGUGGAAUUAGGCGUGCCAAGCAUCGCAUCAAUAUGGCAUCACUCUAUCUGGGCACUGGAAAGCACGAACAGCAACUGGUCGACGAGAUGAUAGCCGCUUGCAAGCGCAACUCUACUCUAAAGGUGCACAUUCUCGUUGAUGGACUUCGAGGCACCCGCUUGGGACCAAGCACUGAGAAACCAGGAAUACGUGUCAGCUCAGCCACCAUGCUCCAGCCCUUGCUCAAUCAGUUCCAAUCUCGCGUUUCAAUCAGCAUGUAUCACACACCAGACUUGAAUGGUGUCCUCAAACGCAUCCUGCCACCACGUGUAAAUGAGGUCAUUGGUGUCCAACAUCUCAAAGCCUAUGUGUUUGACGAUGACCUUAUCAUUGGAGGAGCAAACUUAUCAAAGGACUAUUUUACAGAUCGACAGGAUAGGAUGGUAUGCAUAUACCGCACCGCCUCCCUAUCUACUUUCUUUGACAACGUUGUCAACACUAUUGGCGAGCUCUCACUCAAGCAAGACACAAAUGGAAACAGUGUCAAUCAAGGUACCAUCGAUCCGGUCACCGAAUCAUCUCAAUUCAAGUUGAUGGCAGAGAAACGUCUGGCCUCUCUAUUAGAGCCAAACUCCUUUUAUACUGCCGACAACUUUAAACAUUCUUUGUCUUCACCACUGGAUGUCCAGUCAUCUACUUCCAAAGCCACCUGGAUCUUCCCAACCAUCCAGAUGGGACCUUUCAACAUUCGCCAUGACGAGGUUUGCUCAUCCUAUAUAUUUGCAAACAUACCAUCCACUUCCAAGUUCUUUGUCGCUUCACCCUACUUCAAUCUCACCAAGAACUACCUUCAACUGAUACUCUCUGGCAAGCCACAGAUCGACAUUAUUACAUGCUCUCCAGAGACCAAUGGAUUUGCCGGUGCCACUGGUAUGUCUGGCGUCGUGCCCGACCUCUAUGGAAUAAUCGAGCGACGCUUCCUACAAAAGACCAUCGACACUGGUAACAGCGGACGUAUCUCCAUCGUGGAGUACAUUCGCCACAAGUGGUCAUACCAUGCUAAGGGCAUGUGGAUCACUGCACCCGAUCAGAAGCUCCCAAACAUAACAUUGAUCGGUAGUCCCAACUUUGGUUCGAGGAGUGUCGAGAAGGAUCUAGAGGCUGAGCUCAUCUUUAUAACAGAGAAUGAGGCACUGCGCCAAAAGAUGAACAGUGAACGAAUGAACCUGUGGCGCGAGACACAAACAGUCGACAUGCCAAUGUUAAAUGCACGCAAAGUUACACUGUGGGUCAGAUUUAUCGUUUAUCUCUUUGGAAACUACUUGUAG
This is a messenger RNA of Acytostelium subglobosum LB1, 1527 nucleotides long. RefSeq lists its product as hypothetical. Gene Ontology annotation, molecular function: CDP-diacylglycerol-glycerol-3-phosphate 3-phosphatidyltransferase activity. NCBI's taxonomy places the organism in Eukaryota, Evosea, Eumycetozoa, Acytosteliales, Acytosteliaceae. Gene Ontology annotation, cellular component: mitochondrion. The coding region runs from base 1 to 1527 and encodes 508 amino acids. Gene Ontology annotation, biological process: cardiolipin biosynthetic process. The record is from RefSeq and is a predicted model, not a curated record. The transcript has 2 exons.